UGACAGACGCAUGUAGACUGCAUAGAGCGGGAGUGUGUACUGUGUGUGUGUAUAUAACAUGAUAGUAUUCACAUUUAUUCCAUGAGGAAGAGAAAGUGUUGGGCAAAAUAUUGAGAUCCCAAUCACCAUUUAUUAUUAUGUUCAAUUGGCUGCCUGCAAAACAGUUCUAGAUAGUUAUUUGCUGUAUAUGUGUAAUGUAGAUUGUUCUAUCUUUCUGUUAGUAUAGUGUAUUAUAAAUCUUACAUAUAUCACGAGCGCCAUAGUCUGGGCGUAAACCAAAUAGUGGUGAUUAUUUAAGGAAACAUUCGGUCCAGAACAGUUGAAAACUUUGCAUUUUGCUACGAAGACAUGUUCCUUUAGUGCAAAACACGUAUAGUUCAAGGAUUAUUAUCGACGAGUGGUAUUUAUCCUCCAGAGUCGCGAUUCUUUCGUGUUUUUCUUAUAUAAAGCGCUAUGCCACCAUUGAAUAGUUUCAAUGGACAUGAAAAUGCUAGUCACAUUAUUUGCUCGCUCACGCAAUCACAAAUGGCAAUCGACCAGACAAACGAAUGUACCGUCGGUGCACGGCCUAUAUUCAGCUGUUCUCAAUAUUUCCAAAAAGUCUUACUGAAUCUGAAUGCUCUGCGGCAAAGUGUGCGCUUCUGUGAUGUGGAGAUAGUCGUCGGUAAUACAAAGAUUCAGGCACAUCGAGCAAUACUAAGCGCUGCCUCCGCUUAUUUCGAGGCAAUGUUCCGACCAGAGCUGGGUCUCAAUGAAGGCAAACAAAAAUCCGUAACAUUGCAUUCCAUCCGGGCCGAUAUAUUGAUGCUGCUUGUUGAUUUCAUUUAUACUGGACAAGUGGAGAUCAAACAGAGUAAUGUCCAGGAGUUAUUGGCAGCAGCGGAUAUGAUUCAGUUGCCGGAGGUAGUCGACGGAUGCUGCGAAUAUUUGUGCCGUGAACUCCAUUCUUCAAAUGCUCUAGGGAUUCUACGUUUCGCGGAGGCUCACAACUGCUGUCAGCUUGCCGAAGCAGCUGCCACUUACGUGUACACAAACUUUCCCAAAGUUUCCCUCGAGGAUGAACUACUGGACGUUCCGCACAUGAUGCUGAUGAAGGUUAUUUCAUCCGAAUCUUUGAGAGUAGAUAGCGAAUUUCAAGUAUUCAAAGCAGCGUUACGAUGGAUCAAGCAUGACGUGGUUCCUCGAAGGCGAUACGUUUUCGAAAUUCUUGCACAUGUACGGUUAGCGCUGGUACCAGUCGGUCUAAUCGAUCAAGCGAUAGCCGAAUGCCGCGAUGUUUCACUGAAAAUUGCACUACGAUCUGUCAGAAAAGAUUUAACCUCGAAGCGUGGUCAGCUAGUACCUCUUCGUGUUUGUCCUCGAGUUUGUGCCAAAAAGAAUAUCUAUAUAAUAGGUGGGUCGAGACGAGAGCAAUCUGCUGGAUGGACUCCUGCUGAUUGCAUCUUCGAAAGCGUAAUCAAGUAUGACAUAUUUCGACGUGAGUGGGUUGAAUCAGCUCCAAUGCAAAUCGGAAGAAUAUUACCUGGUGUGGCCACACUCGGCGGUAAGAUAUUUGUUAUCGGUGGUGAGCGUGGUAGUCAGAUUUUGGCGAAUGGAGAAGUUUACGAUACGCAAAAUAAUAACUGGGAAUCCAUGGCGCCAAUGAUUGUACCCCGGUGUGAAUUUGGGUUAUGUGCUCUAGGAGGCACGUUGUAUGCUAUGGGCGGAUGGAUUGGCGAAGAUAUAGGUGGGUCAAUUGAAUGCUAUGAUCCAAUGAGAAAUGUGUGGAGAAUGGUUGGUGACUUACCCGAACCAAGAUUUAGCAUGGGAGUAGUCAGUUUUGAAGGUCUCAUUUACAUAGUUGGAGGAUGUACUACAUCGAGUCGCCAUUUACCAGAUCUGAUAAGCUAUAAUCCUGUUACCCACGAGUGGAACAAUCUUUCUCGAAUGAGAACAGCACGCUGCCAAAUGGGGGUGACAAUACUGGACCGAUAUCUAUACGUUAUAGGAGGUAAUAGUAGCCAACAAGAGGUGCUCUGUACCGUCGAGAGAUAUUCUUUCGACGAGAACAAGUGGUCAUCGGUUGCUCCCAUGUCGGUCAGUCGAGCGAGUCCUGCGGUAGCAGCAGCAGAUGGUUUACUGUAUGUGGCAGGUGGAGAUCAGCCAUGUGAAAUAAACUUCUAUCGCGCACAGGUAACAAUAUCCUCGUUUGAGUGUUAUGAUCCAGUCAACGACCACUGGAAGCAAUGUCCUGAUUUACCUACCAGUCGUUCUGAGGCGGGUGCUGUUGUGGUUUAAGAUAUUUUUGAUACAUUUAUUAUGUUUACAAAAUCACUUAUAGCUGCACCAUUCUACGUAAACUUUUUUUUAACAUAUACUUGUAUGCUUUCAACAAACGACAUGAAGUAUAUAGAGACUUAUUCUGUAGAUAAUAUAAAUGCUAUACCCUUUGACUACAAUAUGGCAUUUUAGCGAUUGUUUCAGAGGGUGUAUUUGAUUAUUUGGACUGCGUCUCGAUGCAUUCACUCAAACUUGUGGUUUCAAGAGAUGUAAGGAACGGAGAAAGUGAGAAGAAUAUGGAGACGGUUACCUUAGAUGCAAUCAAUUUUUGAAUCACGAUUUACUGUGAAAUACCAGUGAUUCAAUGUAUGGCAAUCCAACAUUUUCUUUGUCUGAUACUCUGAUAUAUAUAAGCUCCUGUGCACUGAUUUUAUUUAGAGAAAAUAGCAGUUUUCUGUCAGCAACUAUGUUGAAGGGUAAUGUUAAGCAGCGAAGUAGAUAUUAUCAUCUCAUAUUCAUCAACAAUUUACACUAGACAGAGACUUCUUCAGCAUAUUGGUGUACUUUGGUAUAUUUUCUUCGGUUAUAUAGAUUUCAUUCAUUUAACCAUUCGUUUUGUUUUCUGCGGAUCAGAUAAAUCUGAUUUAUCAUAUCUAACCAAAGAGUUUUUUAGUUGUAUAAAUUGUGAUAGAGAUAAAAAUAUUUUAUCAAAUAAAACAAAACUUGAUGUUACAAACAAGGUCAAAUAAAUAGAAGUGUACACACAUAGGAACACAAAAAAAAUUACGUCGCAAUAUUGUUUUCUAAUAAAUAUUUCUCUGCCUCUCCGUGAAUGUGACUGAAAA
Messenger RNA from Malaya genurostris, 3104 nucleotides. RefSeq names its product actin-binding protein IPP. The transcript has 5 exons. NCBI's taxonomy places the organism in Eukaryota, Metazoa, Arthropoda, Insecta, Diptera, Culicidae. The record is from RefSeq and is a predicted model, not a curated record. Bases 454 to 2277 code for a protein of 607 amino acids. Gene Ontology annotation, molecular function: protein binding.